Toxoplasma gondii ME49 is the source of this 1620-nucleotide messenger RNA. Its product is annotated as RNA methyltransferase, TrmH family protein. The coding region runs from base 1 to 1620 and encodes 539 amino acids. The transcript has a single exon. The record is from RefSeq and is a predicted model, not a curated record. Gene Ontology annotation, molecular function: RNA binding; RNA methyltransferase activity. Gene Ontology annotation, biological process: RNA processing. NCBI's taxonomy places the organism in Eukaryota, Apicomplexa, Conoidasida, Eucoccidiorida, Sarcocystidae.
AUGGUAGGAAAGAGAGAAAAUGUGGCCGCGCCAAAUUGUGACUGGAAGGAUGGGGAAGGCCUUCCGUCGCUGUCGUGCCGGGUGAGGUACGUGACGUCGGCUGAGGAUCCAACAGUGUGCAUGUAUCGAAUGAAGGGUGUUCGCGACAACUAUGUUUUCUCUCAGUUAAAAGCGCAGAUGUUGGCAAGAAAGGCCUGGUAUGUGCCUGCGUGCUCUUCGACAGUCGUGCGUCGCGCUCUGUCGAGUCCAUUCUAUCCUAUAAAGUCUGUACUCUUGACCCCAGCCCUGCUGCGUGAAAUGGCACACAAUAUUGAGAGAGCCAUUCAUCGACGGCCUAAGCUGCUGAAGGCCUACGAGACAAUCGGAUGUGGCAGCCAGGUCGCGCAGGAUGGGACGCUGGAGCAAUCGGUGCCGACCCCUGCAUGCCCGAAGGCAGAUUCUCUGAAGCUUGCCGUCGAUGGGGUUCCCGAAACCCAGGCAAUCGAUGACGACCAAGUGGAAGUUCUCCUUGUCACGGAAAGUCUUUUCAGCGAGAUUCUGGGGAUGCCAGUGAACCACCGCCAGUGCUGUGCAGCAUUGAUCGAUGUGCGCAUGUUGACAGUUGACGCUUUGAGAAAAAUACCUUCACGCAGUGUCACUGAUUCUUUCGCAGGCGAGAGUGGGUCUGCUGUGGCGGAAGCAACGCUCCAGCGCAAAUCGCUUUCGCGAGCCUCAGAAACAACUGCGCGGGGUGAAACAAGUUCUGUUUCUUCCGAUGCCUUGUUCCCGGUGCUUGUUCUGGACGACGUCCAGAACUCAGAUAACAUUGGCACGCUUAUGCGAACAGCCUUUUCGCUGGGCGUCAGGUCUGUGCUUUUGUCUCCCGUGUCCUUUGCAGCGGUGAACGCACGAUCAGCCAGAGUGUCAAUGGGAUCUAUGUUCCACUUGCGGUUGCUGAAGUGUGACCCUUUUACCCCAGACAGUGCUUUGUGCUCUGUGGGCGGCGGGUUCGCCUGGAGUCGUCACUCCGGACUGGAUCUGUCGACUUACCCCUCUGCUCCACGCUCGCCGCUGCCGGCGGCUCUUAGGAAUCUGCGGCUUGUUUCACCUUCCUGUGUUGUCGUCGGCACGAGUCCUCUAGGGGACCCAAGAAUUUUGCACCAGCCAAAAGAGUGGAUUCGUAACCGACGAAACGUGUGUAGGUCACAGGAAAACUCUCCAUCUCAGAUUACUCAGCAGGAUGAACUCGACAGCGAGGGUCAACUUGCGAACUCAGGUGGCUUCGGUUGUUGCAUCUCUGCAAUCGCAGCCGAGAAAAGUCUCAAAGAGGUGAAAUGUCUGCACAGGGAUAGUGCGGCAGGCGAUCCGAAAGGUACAGGUACCCAGGAGAUUGGGGUCGAUGAGGACGAGGAAAUACGUUUGGCUGUAGUGGUGGGAAAUGAACAGAAAGGGAGUUCACGGGAGGUUCUUGACGCAUGUGACGGCAUAGCAGCGAUAGCUCAGGUCAAAGGUGAUUCUUUGAGUGUGUCGACGGCCGCAGCUGUCGUUCUUUACACACUUCAGCAGGAGACUCUGAUCAAGCUGCGGGAACAAGUUCCCUUUGUCCCUGAUGAGGACCUCUUGACUGAUGAUGUGUUAUGA